AUGAAAUUGAAAACCCACAUCUGCAAAAAGACUCCAUCGAAUAUCAAUGGCGAAUAUCCAUUGAAAAUAAUUUCCAAUAAGGAUAUUGGUGGACCUGGUGGUAAUCAAGAAAAUUCGAGUAAGGAUAAGACAUUGGAAAAUCUCCCCUUGAGCUGUGUCGACUGGAGCAGUAAUGAUGAAAUUUAUUUUGUGAGUGAUGACCAUCAAAUUUUCAAAUGGAGUUCGGCAACAAGGGACUCUGUGGAAGUGGCAAAAUUACCGGAUGAUUUCAUACCCACAGAUUUACAUUGGUUGCUACUGGGUGGCCGCAGCAGUGGUGGGGGCAAGGGUAGUGACACUCUAUUAAUCUGUAGCAAUGAUGGACGUUUUAUUAUUUUGAAUAAAAGUUCAAGGGUGGAGAGGAGUAUUACAGCCCAUGCUGCGGCCAUUUCGUCGGGUAGAUGGAGUCCCGAUGCAGCUGGACUGUUGACUGCUGGCGAAGAUGGUGUCAUCAAAAUCUGGUCCCGAUCGGGAAUGUUACGCUCAACGGUCAUACAAAGUGAUGAGCCAAUACGAUGUGCCCGAUGGGCACCCAAUUCCACAUCGAUUGUAUUCUGUCAGGGCAGCUAUAUAUCGGUGAAGCCUUUGGCGGCCAAUAGUAAAUUGAUAAGGUGGCGUGCCCAUGAUGGCCUGGUCUUAUCCCUCAGCUGGUCAUCACAAUCGAAUAUCAUAGCCUCUGGUGGAGAAGAUUAUCGUUUUAAAAUUUGGGAUUCCCAGGGAGCGAAUUUAUUCACCAGUACCACCGAAGAAUAUGCCAUAACGGCUGUGGCCUUUAACCCCGAAAAGGAUAUACUGCUGGUCAGCACUUUCAACAUGCUAAAACUGUGUUCCACUGCGGGGUGGUCCUAUAGCACAGCCCGAUUCAAUGAACCUGUUGUUGGAUCAUUCCACACCCUCUCCUGGUCCUCGGAUGGUACUCAGGUGGCAUGUGGUACCUCGACAGGACAACUAAUUGUGGGCUAUAUUGUCCAAAAGCAAAUGAUAUCGAGGAACUUAAAGGCCACAACAACAGGAAGGAAAUCCCUGCGUUUGGAAGAUACAUCGAAUGGCAGCAGUGAUAUGCUGGAAUUUACUGAACGUGUUAUAAAUUUCGCCGUGGGUUAUGGUCAUCUGAUUGUGGCCACCUCGAAUCAAAUACAUAUUUAUAAUGAAAAAUAUAUCAAUACACCGAUUAUUAUUGAUGGCCGGACCGAUGUCAGGGUUAUACAAGUGGGGAAGAAGUUUUUUAUGGUCUUGGACUCCACCUCUAUAUGGGUUUAUACCUACACCGGACGUUUACAUUUGAAUCCACGCUAUCCGGGCAGCCAGGCUCAAAUACCAUUGCUAAAUGGCCGCAGUAUUUCGUUAGGAUUGGAUACUUUGGUGGUUAGAGAUAAUUCGGAUACAAUGGUCCUUCACAUUUUCGAUUUAAUACCGGGAGCGACGCGGCAAUAUGAACCCUUCAUGCUAAAGGCGAAGACACAAAUUGCCGAAAUUGCGGCUUGUCGUGCUGGAACUGUCGAUGAUCAAUUUGUUGUGAUGAUAGACAACAAUCGGGAAUUGUAUAUAACUGAGACCAGAAAUUUGAAUAGCAGUAACGAAAGAAGUGCCAUUGCUGGUAGUAUCAGUGGAUCGAGCUCUGGAGAAAUAUAUAAAAUUGGAACCCAGGUGACGACAGUACAAUGGGCAAGUGAGUCCAAUAUUUUGGUGGGUGUCCAUGACACAUGCUAUAGCAUCUGGUAUUGCCCCGGGGAGGGGGCACCAGAUCCAACAAUUAUUGCUCUGACCACAGUGACCAUAGAUGCAACGGAAUUUGGUAAAAACAUUGCCAUUGAGUCCUUUGAAGAUUCCAUUGUGACAUUCCGCUGUUCAGGGGCUCUGCUGCCCAUCGCGGUGAAUAUGUAUUGUGAGAUAUUGCAUCGCACCCUUGCCGAGGGCCAAUGGCAGCAAUCGCUGAAGAUAUGCCGCCUAGCCCACAAUGCCUACUUAUGGGCCACCUUGGCUGCAGUGGCUACACGUAAAAAUCAACUACAAAUUAGCGAAGAAGCCUAUUCGGCAGCUCUGCAAAUCGAUAAGGUUAGCUAUUUGCAGCACAUUAAAACAUUGGAUCCCUCAAGUCCGGAAUAUAUGGCGGAAAAUUCCCUGAUGUUGGGUAGACUUAUUGAAGCGGAGACGAUAUUAAUUCAUAAUCGGAAAUAUCGUGAAGCUGUGGCAUUGUGUCUGCGUAUGCACAACUGGCGUAAGGCGUUGGAGGUGGCCCAAAAACAUGAACCGGAUUUAAUGGAAGUGGUACUGGAACAGAGAAGGAAAUAUUUGAACGCUUUGAAUCGUGAAGAAUGGGAUACUUUAUUUAUUAGUUUGAGUGUAAAGGAUAAUGAUGAAUAAAU
Messenger RNA from Musca vetustissima, 2405 nucleotides. RefSeq names its product intraflagellar transport protein 80 homolog. The transcript has 8 exons. The record is from RefSeq and is a predicted model, not a curated record. Gene Ontology annotation, molecular function: protein binding. Gene Ontology annotation, biological process: cilium assembly. The coding region runs from base 1 to 2403 and encodes 800 amino acids. NCBI's taxonomy places the organism in Eukaryota, Metazoa, Arthropoda, Insecta, Diptera, Muscidae. Gene Ontology annotation, cellular component: cilium; centrosome; intraciliary transport particle B.